Megachile rotundata (alfalfa leafcutting bee) is the source of this 1934-nucleotide messenger RNA. Its product is annotated as fibroblast growth factor 1. NCBI's taxonomy places the organism in Eukaryota, Metazoa, Arthropoda, Insecta, Hymenoptera, Megachilidae. The record is from RefSeq and is a predicted model, not a curated record. Gene Ontology annotation, molecular function: growth factor activity.
AAUAUCACUACAUUUUUAAUAUCAUAAAAUAUUACGUUUUUUAUCAAUUCUUUCAUCCCGAUAAUUAAAUACGUAAAAAAAGAAUAGCUCUAAAGUGUAUUAAACUUUUAAGUACACUUGAUCACUUAAAAAUCUGCAAGUUCUAUCACAAGCAUCAACGCACGAUUAAAAGGGUCCGACGCGUCGAUAAAUUCGUAAAUACAAUAUGUUGAGCAAAUAGAGCGUAAUGCUCGGCCACUGAGAGCAAGUAUCCGAGCUACACCCUCCUACCUUCCUUGGAAACAAUUAAUUCUAGGUCGAGUUGCAUAACACCGUGGAAAACCGAAGGGAGACAAAUCGGUGACUGUGACUGCGACGCAGCUCGUCACGCGAAAUUGAAUUACUCAGUCACCUCUCGAUACACUUUAUCAGUUUCAGUAAUUUGACCAGCGGUUCCUCUAUUAAUAGGAUAGUUCCCCUCUUCGAUAUGUGGUACACGUGCGUAGGUAUGUGGAUCGUGUGUCGCUUCCUGAACUUCGUUGUACAGUAGACUCUCGUUAUAUCGCCACGUUGCGGAAGGACAUUUUUGAAAUUGGUGACACAGCGCUGUGGUUUCAGUGUCAUGAAGAGGAAAUUGUACUGUGAAGGAUACAGCUUCUUUGGGAGUAUGAAGGUAUCGGAGGAGAAUUAUCAUAAGAGGAUGAGUCUUCGUUGGAUUCACGAAAACUUAGAAGCACCGACAUGCGACGAGGAAUGCAGUGACAUCGAUGAUAGUUGUAGCGACGACAGCUAUGAUUCCGAUCUAUCGAUCGGCGAGGAGAAAGUAACAGGAAACGAGAAGGAGAUCAAUGGAGAUCGCAGAAGGAAAAAGGAAACCAGACGGCAUCCGACAGCCACAAUGAAGUUCGACGAGAAUGGAACAUCGCGUUACAUCACCAACGAAUCGGUUAAACUACCACCUUGCGUAAUAUGGGACCCCAGAAAGCCGGCCCAGAAUCCAGUGUACAAUUGUCUGGUGAUUAAAUUGUUUUGCCGAACUGGUUAUCACCUUGGUGUUUCGGAAUCUGGUCGUGUUAGGGGCUUAAGUGCUACAAAUGAACCUCACAGUUUACUUCAUAUCAUACCGGUUUCUUUCGGCGUGAUCAGAAUACAAAGUAUCAAGACUAGUCUGUAUUUAGCUUUCAACAAAAAAGGACGCUUGUAUGGGGAACCAAAUGCAAAUAAGGAGACCACAGAAUGGGAACAAUGGAACGUAGGUUCCUACGAUGCUUUUCGCUCGAAAAAGUACGCAAACUAUGGAUGGUGGAUAGGAAUAAAGAAAAAUGGACGUACAAAACCGGGACCAAGAACACGUUGGGGACAGAAAGCGAUACAAUUUUUAGCAAUACGACAAGAAUAAUUGCUGUGAAUUAUAUUUUAUAUCUACACGCUUCCAUCAAAUUAAUCAUUCGAUCAAAUCAACAGAUUACAAAAUUUUUUUAAACAAUUGAUACAACAGAUUGAAAAUUUUAUAAAAAUAAAAACAAAACAUUGAAGAUUUUGUAAGAAAAUGUAAUGCAUUUGAUAACAAUGAAAAUCAAAUUUCAAAUAAAUACAGUAGGAGAGAAUCAAAAUGAAUUACUUUUCUACGAGAAAUAAAUAACCUUUUUCCUUCCAAUAGAAUAUAAUGUUUAUUAUAACACUGUGUUACUCAACAAUGGAAUAAUUUGAGAUUGUGCAUUCUGCUUGUGCCCAUCAACUGAAACUUUCUCGCAAGUUGCAGUUUUAUAUUGCAGUACAUAUUUCUUUCUUUUUUCUCUCUCUUCUUUCUUAUUUUUUUAAUCAUAUUAAUCGUUAAUCGAUUAUGCUGCAGGCAGAGUGUCGAUCGAGUUUUUAAAUCAGUCGUUACGAGAAAUGCUUGAAAAAUCACACUGUGCUCGCAGCAUUCGUAUGAACGCCAAUUUUAUAUCGUAUAU